Molecule: messenger RNA, 1515 nt
Organism: Trichoplax adhaerens
Lineage: Eukaryota; Metazoa; Placozoa; Uniplacotomia; Trichoplacea; Trichoplacidae
Exons: 8
Coding region: 1-1515 (504 amino acids)
Cellular component (GO): centrosome
Source: RefSeq, a predicted model, not a curated record
AUGGAUUAUACAGCAAAUAGAAUGCGAGAGCUGUACAAGGAAACAAUUGCCGUGCCAGUUUUAUCGCCAACUUAUCAAUCCAACCAGAUAUUCACACCGCUACAAUCACCGCAAAGAGAAACUGUAUCUGAAUCACAAUAUCGAACUUACUACGAGAAAUGGGGACGAGCGACUAAAACCCCGUGGGGAAGACAUCACAGCUACGCUGGAAUUGGACCGUUAUUUCUACCACCAGGACAUAGACCAAAGGAAGAGCCACCAACUAGAGUAGAAAAGGGUCAUAAGCAUUAUGGUAGCGGAAUUAUACCUUUCCCAACCCUUUACGAGGAUUCAGAAAAAUUUAUGUUGUUUCUAAUGAUUUACGAUAGCACACCUGUUCAGCAGAAUUACUGUCGCACAGGAUCUCAACUAAGUCGCUUAAGGAAAACAGAUGAACUAGUUCCUAAACCGCUGACAGCAGACUUAGUUAAUAUUCAGGUUAAGCAUCCCUUACCCCGAGAACAUCCAUAUGCUUCGCAUAUUUCCAAACUAUCAAUAUUUCCUUCUCCGGUUUCUCCUGAUGAGGCCAAUGGACGCUUAGCUGUAGCAUCGACACCUUAUGGUGGACCCCCUCCGGUACCCUCAACCAUUGCUACCCAACCAUCAGAGCAAAUCAUACGUGGUAAAACUAAAGGAUCACCUUGGCGACACGAAAUAGUACAAAAUGGAGAGCAUCCACUUCAUAGAAAAGCAUUAACUUGGCAUGGAGAAAGUGUUUAUCAAAUUUAUAGUGGCCCAAAUACACCUGUCCGUCAGCAAAUUUACCCUGCACCACCCAAGUCUAUUGCACCUAAUCCUCGACCUCGAGAUGGUAAUCUAGCAAUCUCUCCUCGAACUGCUGAUACUCUUAUUGAUGUUCGCAAAUCGCUUAUGACUACGACGUAUCAAAGCAAAUAUAGUAGUCACGUACCAAAUGUUUUAAAAAUUCAUCGGAAGGGUGAUGUGACAACAGAGACUGCAAAUCGAAUGAAGAAGAACCGAGGCCAACUUUUCAUAGGAAAUUUCUAUUCUGAAGUUUACGUGUCAGAUAAUGAAGAUGAGGAUGCUAAUAAGACUGAUGAUGAUAUGUCGCAAGCAGCGUCUCCAGUGUCGACCGGUAACAAGAACAGCUCCAUUUGCAAAGAUCAAGGUAAUAGCAGAGAAGUCAAGUUGGAAAAUGAUGAUGAUAAUGGUGAUGAAUAUAAACGAUCUCCAAAAGUAGUAAAAAUCUCAGAUAAGGUAACCAUAGUCAAUGAAGAUAACUCCAGCAAAACAGCGAUUAUAAACAGUAGUAAUACAGUACAAAAGUCCCCGGAUAUCUUAUCUCAUUUACGAGAAAGGCCAACCGCUGAUGAUUCAAGGCCUGGCUUCAGUAAGUCUGAUAUGCACAGAAGAUUUAAUCAGACUUAUUCUGAAAUAUCGCCUGAUUUGCGUGAAAAUUCAAGAUCUGGUAAACGGCAAAUUAUACAUGGCUGUCCAACAUACUAUUUUCAUUGA